This is a messenger RNA of Penaeus vannamei (Pacific white shrimp), 936 nucleotides long. RefSeq names its product cyclic nucleotide-gated channel beta-1. NCBI's taxonomy places the organism in Eukaryota, Metazoa, Arthropoda, Malacostraca, Decapoda, Penaeidae. The record is from RefSeq and is a predicted model, not a curated record.
ACAUGGCGAAGCGUCUGUCCGAACGGGAGUUGCCAUGAACUCGGUGCCAAGGAAGGAUGGUGUCUGUCUCGUAGGCGAGGAUGAGCCCGACACAGAACCAGCUCGCAGAGGCUCUAGCUCAGGUGGCGAACCAGGAUGGCAAGGGCGUGCGGGCGGCAGCAGCUGGAGAUAGUGAGGCCUCGGACAAGGACGCGGAGGCCGAGCGGUGCGCCCUCCACCUCGUCUGGGCGAACCGCUACGACGUCGAGCUCCGGAGACUCCGGGCGGAGAUCAAGAGGCAGAAGUACCUCCUGAAGCUGCUGAGCGCCGAUAAGUCGAGCAUGUUCACGUCGAGCUUCGUGUCCUUGGUCGAGUACGAGCAGCGGAUGCAGGAGGGCUGCGCCUACGACUGCUCCUUCGACGCCGACGGGGUGCGAGGUCCCGAGCCCGCGUCGGGGGGCGACGACCCUGCGCGCUCGCGGGCGUCCAGCGGGAGCUGCGUCGAGGAACUCCACUGCAGCUUCCCCUCCAUGGACAGCGGGGUGUUCCUGCCCUUCGACGACGGCGAGGCGCAGCGCGCGAGGCCUCAGCUCCUCCUCCUGGAUCAGCUGGAGGGCCUGAUGAGCCAGCCGCGGGAGGAGCUGACGGAGAGCGUGGAGGACGGCCUGCUGCAGGAGUGCCUCUUCCCCAGCUGCGAGAGCCUCGUCGAGUGCGACAAGGAGGCGCCUUCCCGCCGCUCGGACUUCGGACGAGUGCGAAGUGACGUGCGAAAUCGCGAAAGUGAGUUGCAGCGAGUUGUGUGCACGUGACUCCCCGUCGCCACGUUGCAAGGGCGGUUCGGUAGAGAGUUUACACGUGGAAGAAAUUCAGCGCGGAAGGACGUGCGGUGGAAGUGAGGGCGAAAGUACUGCUGUGGAGGAAAACCGUUCAGUGCAAUCCUUGCCGGAGGAAAACUGU